GCGGUGCCAUCGCGCAGCCGAUGACGCGGGUGGAGAUCGGUAGCAACUGUUGCCUUGAGAAUAAACGCCAUAGUCACGGUAGCCGUGGAGACUGUUACCCACCAACAGCUCGGGCCCGCAGCAAGAAACGAGCAUGCAGAGUACAGAGGGUGCAUCCGACUCAACAUCGACUGUGACCCUGCGGACAUCCGCUGCUGGUCCACCAUCUGUGCAGCCUGCAGUAGUACAGCAAGUACCAGCACCACAACAGCGACUGGUGGUCCAGGCAACAGGCUCUGCUCAGAAAGGAGGCCAGGUACAGCAGCUUCAGGUUCAGAGAGUACAGCAGGUUCAACAGGUGCAGUCUGUUCAACAUGUUUAUCCAUCACAAGUUCAAUAUGUGGAAGGAGGAGAUGCAGUCUAUGCAAAUGGGACCAUACGUGCAGCAUACUCGUACCCAGAAACCCAACUCUAUGCACAGAAUCCUGGAGCCUCGUACUUUGAAUCACCGGGAAGUUCUGUUCAAGUGACCACGGUUGUGUCCUCACCCACUGUGGUGCCAUCUCAUAAUAUGGUGGGAACCGUAGGCAUUGCGAUGGAGGUGGGAGGAAGUCAGAUCAUCUCAAGCAGUGGUGGAACAUACCUUAUCCAUGGAGGAUCGAUGGACAAUUCCAGACACCCACUGUCUCACGCUACACGCCCAUCACCUGGAACUAUUGAAAUGGCAAUUGAGAACCUACAGAAAUCUGAAGGCAUCACAGCUCAUAAAAGUACUCUACUGAACAGCCAUCUUCAGUGGCUUCUUGACAAUUAUGAGACAGCUGAAGGAGUUAGUCUCCCUCGGAGUUCCCUCUACAACCAUUACCUGCGGCAUUGUCAAGAACAGAAGCUUGAUCCCGUCAAUGCAGCUUCCUUUGGCAAACUGAUUCGUUCAGUGUUCAUGGGGCUGAGGACCAGAAGACUAGGAACAAGGGGAAAUUCCAAGUAUCACUAUUACGGGAUUCGUCUAAAGCCAGAUUCGCCUUUAAACCGUUUACAGGAGGACAUGCAGUACAUGGCGAUGCGACAGCAACCAGUACAUCAGAAGCAAAGAUUUAAACCAAUGCAAAAAUUGGAUGGUGUGGGAGACAAUAUGCCUGGAAAUGGACAGCAUGCGACCCCAACAACUCCAGAACAAUCAGUCGCUGCACAGAGCCAACAUCACCAGCAAUUUCUGGAUAUGUCUCAUGUACUGCCAGAUUUCAUUGAUGCUGAGAUUGGUGACUCUCCUUUGCCAGAGAAUAUCACACUGAAUGAAGUGAAGACAUUACAGCUUUUGUACAGGGAGCAUUGUGAGGCAAUGCUGGACGUUGUAAUAAACCUUCAGUUUCACUAUAUUGAGAAACUUUGGCAGACUUUUUGGCAUUCAGCUCCCUCGCCAAACGAUGGUGCUUCUGUUACUUCUGUUAGUGAGGAGGAGAGUGAGGCUGUUUUCCCCAAAGAUAAACUCAUCAGUCUCUGUAAGUUCGAGCCCAUCAUCAAGUGGAUGCGAAAUUGUGAUCAUGUGCUGUACCAGGCACUGGUGGAGAUUCUUAUUCCUGAUGUUCUGCGGCCUGUCCCUAGUGCUUUGACCCAAGCUAUUCGGAAUUUUGCCAAAAGUUUGGAGGGAUGGCUGAUGAGUGCGAUGAAUGGCUUCCCUCAGCAGAUGGUUCGGACAAAGGUGGGAGUAGUUAGUGCCUUUGCCCAAACAUUGCGCAGGUACACAUCCCUGAACCACCUUGCACAAGCUGCCAGAGCUGUCCUACAGAAUACAUCGCAGAUCAACCAGAUGCUCAGUGACCUCAACCGCGUUGACUUUGCCAAUGUACAAGAGCAAGCUUCGUGGGUGUGUCAAUGUGAGGAGGGAAUGGUGCAGCGACUGGAGCAAGAUUUUAAGAUGACUCUGCAGCAGCAGAGCUCCCUUGAUGAAUGGGCAUCCUGGCUUGACAAUGUUGUAAAUCAGGUCCUGAAGCCCCACGAAGGCAGCCCUGGAUUUCCCAAGGCUGCCCGUCAGUUCCUGCUAAAGUGGUCUUUCUACAGCUCCAUGGUUAUCCGUGACCUGACCUUGCGGAGUGCCGCCAGCUUUGGUUCCUUCCAUCUGAUCCGGCUGCUUUAUGACGAGUACAUGUUUUACCUCGUGGAACAUCGUGUGGCCCUUGCAACAGGCGAGACGCCUAUAGCUGUGAUGGGCGAGUUUGGUGACUUGAGCUCCAUGUCCCCGCUACAACUUGAGAAAGGUAAGAGCUUUCUGAACAUGGACUGCAUUGGGCAUCUCCAAACUUCAGAUGAUGGGAGUGGGAUGGAGAGCGAGGUGGAUGCAGAUUUGAGAGGAGUGAGCGAACCUCCUGUCAAGCGGGAGCGACUUGACCUCAACCAUUCCCUCCAAGAGCUGGACGUCUCCACUCACCAGGAACUAAUGAAUUCAAUAUAAUUGGACUGAACAGAUUGAAACCUUCAGUGAAAACACCCACUUCUGCUCAGUGUCUGGGUCAGAAAAUUAGCCCAUUCUCCAGGUUUUGGCUGAGGUCUACUUAAGAUCAAAGGAACUAAUUGCAGAAGGUGCACACGUUAGGCCAGUGCUUAACACUCCAGCCCUCACGGCCGGGUGCACUGAUAGUAGUCAAUGUGUCUUUGAUGCGCUGUCAGGUCAUGGUGACCCAGCAGGAAGAGUAGCAAUGGGCCAGAGGAGGCCAUGUCCACUGGAAUUAAAUAGCUGUUAAAUUAAAUAGCUGCUUAGUACACAGAGUUCGAGCUAACUAUUUUGCAAUGACUGUUUAAAUGCUGAGAUGAAAAUGGUUUAGGGUCCUGGUAUUUAGUGCUGCUUUACUCAUUAUAUAUAAACUCAUUAUUGCAGAACCACUGGGAUUAAAUGUGUCACUGAUGUUAAAUGUGUAUCUUCAAGACAAAGGCAGCUGGGAUUUUAACUGGCUACUAAUUUGAGAAUGGCAGGAAAUUAAUUCAAUGUUCUAUUUUUGCAAAUGGGAAAAAAAAACCUUUAAAUUUUGUAAUUGCUUUUGUAACUCACCCACCCACCCUCACACUCAGGAGGCUGGCCGAUCCUUUCCAUUCUCUCUGUGCUCUGGUGGGUUUCAAUGGCUGUCGUUAAAAGUUUUCAUUUAACUCUGCACGAGUUGCGAGCUGCAUCGGGGUUAUGGUGGCUGAAUGGGAAGAAAGAGGUUUCUGCACAGCCCCACUGUAUCCUGAGAGACCCAACUGGUCAGAAAUUGAGUGGGUGGGGAACUAGCGAGAAAAGAGUGAAAUCUCAUCUUUCUAGCACUUCACUUCCUUCAACUUGAUGACCAACUAAAUGGAAUCAUGGACAUGUCUAUAACGACAGGCACUAUGUUUAGCAAUGAGUGCUGAGUCUAAAUUUGAUUAACCUAGUAGCUGUGACCAAUCUUGCCAACUUUGGGCUGGUUCUAUGGGACUUACUGUGGAAGCCCCCUUGGCUAAACAUUCCUCACCUGCUGUUACUUAAUGCGAGUGAUAAUUGCCUUAUUAGAUCAUUAUUUUACCCAAUUAAAAAUGAACCUAGCUGCCCAACAAUCAGCUAGUGAUGAGGUAAUUGUGUCCCGUUAGUGGGGUAUGUUGUACAUCAGGGAACCCAGUACAUGCAUUUCACUGUGCCUUAGGGAAAGUACUGGGAUAAUGGAUGAACUGUGCCUGCACUGGUCAGAGACCCAGACACUGUGAACUAACUUUUAAAACCUGUCAUUUGUACCUAUUUUUGCUACUGAUGGUUCAGUGACAUCAAACAUUUUACUUACAAUUGCAAUUACUAAAUAUACAAAUUAACCUCAGUAAAGUACCUUGUCUACCUGCCCCUCCAGUUUUAGGUCGCGUACUGCAGUUUAAAAAAAAAGUUACACUACUUUCUCAUAGAAAGAAAAUUACAGAUGAAACCAGCGCAUGUUCUGGUUCUGCAGCCUUAUUUGUUCACAAACAGGGACUUUUUGUCACGAUUAUUGGUCCCUAACAAGUGUGUGAUGGAAGAGAGACCGACAGUUGUGUGGGUUUUCCCGGGACUUUGUGCCAAGUUCACCCCUCCUCGCCUGGUCGAUGAUUGAAUCAAUUCCACAGAACUGAAGUGUCACCAGGGCAGUAAACUGAUCUACCAAUAGCACAACCGUUAAAUGUUGGAACAAAGACAUUUUGCAAUCCAGUAUUAAGGUUUAUGGGCUCCUGCCUUUUUCUUGUCCCCAUUUCUCAAGCAAUUUUAUUUUUGAGUGUGUGUGUGAGUUCAGUCGUUCCUGUGCCUCCGGUUAGGGAGCACACAUGUGGUAUAAGUGUGAACUGCAGUCUCCAGAGCUGGAGCUGCAAGUACUCCGCUUGCACCCCCUCGGAGUGAAGGGCACUGGAUUUACCUUGUCGGCACAAGAGCACUUUCAGUUCACUGUAACUGUAAUUGUUAAACAUUUUCAGUCAUUUCCCUCUCAAUCCUCUUACCAGUGAGUUUCAGGGAUGAAGCUCUCUCGAGCGAUUUUCAGCUGCCCAAGCGAAUUGGCAGACCGUAGGAGAGGUGUUGGUGCACUUCAGAUUGGUGUCUUCAUAUUGAAAUCAUGACAUCUUGUGGAAAAUCUGACACAUUUUAAUGCUUUGAAAUGACUACGUUUUGUAAAGAUCAGAUCUGCACACUUAAUUUUGAAGUCUGUCAAUUUGCUGAUUAAUAUAUUGGUGCAUAUGCAGUUGAUAGAGCUGGUUACUCUCACUAACUAGCAGGUUGCCACUUGCACCAGGGAACUUAAACCAGAAUCAUGAAGCCCUGUCUUCACAAAACUCCUUAUCCAUCAUCUACUAUCAGCCAUUUGCGUGCUGCUCCCAACUUGGUCAUGUAGUUUUAACAGAUGAGCUGGGAAGCUGUUGGAAAUUCUAUUUUUGAAGCUCAUUUGUGUGACUGACUCAUUGGGUUAAAUGCAAUUAAUAAGCCUUUCACUUUAUCUAAGUACUUAAAAUCAGAUACAACAACAUAACCAAACCAUAAAGGUUCUGCAUUAACUCUAAAUAUUAGUGGUGGAGGACAACUGAAUUAAUAUAUUUAGGUGAGUAGUUAUCUCGAGACUUGUGGAGGGUGAGGGUUUGAAAAUGUGUAUUGUAGAGGCUUAAUUUUCCUGAACUUAUUUCAUGUGAACUUUUAGUCCAGUGUUUUAUUGGAUAAAAAAAAUAAUUUUCCAAUGUUCAGUGUUUUUCAUUAAUUCUCUUCCACUGAAGCAUUUCAUGUCAUUUUCUAAGGAAAUUAUCUCUUUUUCAGUUUUUUAAAGAACUGUUUGGAAAAUAUACUGUUGUGAAAUUUUCUCAGAUGUAUUAUCUUGUUUUGUACUAUCCAAAUCCUCCCAAAAUAGGAAACAUUUCUCAGCAUUUUUUUACUUGCCUUUGCUGAUGAAAAUAAUUCUUGUGCUGUGAUUUUAACUCCAUGUUCUACACAGUUUUGCAAUGGAACAAAGAUUAUCCAAAGCAGCUAGCAAAAGAGUUAAUGUUUGUAUCUAACGUGCAAACAUUGAAAAGUGUGCAAUACCAUUUAAAGUUUAAAACUCAUUUUAUGCAGCACAUGGGUGCUGUGCAUGUAAUUUUUAUAAUUCUGGCUGUGUUCUGGUUGGAUGGAAGUUCGGAUUAAAAUCCAUUCAGUCUCUCCAGCCCAUCCCCAACCGUUUAGUUGAGUAACACAAACUGUACCUUAAUCCUAUUUACCUGUUUUGGAUCUAUUUCUCCUAAUAUCCUACCUAGCAAACUCUAUUGAUUCUGACAAUGCUGCAGUAAGUAGCCAAAUAAGGUGACAACCACCACCUCUGCAAAAAGUGUCUAUGUAACAAUGCUCUAGUGCUUGUAGGGGCCAAGUUUACCUCCACACUGUCUCUCUGCCUGGGUUUCCGAGGGUGCUGGGAGCUGAAGGAUUGCUGUAGUGUGACGUGAUGCGUUUGGACUCGAAUUACCGAGCAAGAGCUAAUGUGGCGUCUGACUUUGUAACUUUCUACAGAGGUUGAUGCUGCAAGCCCGGAGUUGAUCAAACUGUAGCAGGACCCCUGCUCACGAGCUGGAGCUGCAAGUUUUAGACGAAGGAUGCUCUUGAUGAGCACCCGUGAUCCAAAGCUUCUCUCAAUAAUCCAUUUGGCCACAGACCAAACAACUCAUAGUUAAGCUGCUGGAGAGCCAGAAUCUGUAAAUGUCACACCGGGACUGUCAGCAGUAAAAGUCUAUCAUACAAAGCAAUCCAUUGUAAUCUCUAGUAAAUGACAGGCAGUCUCCGUGGGCACUGACUACCCACAACCACCACAGCUGUAGCCACUUCAUGUCCUCGAUAUCUGCACUCUCCACUGGGACCAGGACAAACUGAAUGGAGAACUAUUAAACUUUGUGAACGGCUGACUGCUUCUUCACAGGGGGGUUAGAGGACAACAGUACUCAGCCGGCCCUACAUUAUGCUUCAAUACUCCGGUAUUUUGUGACACAGCUGGAUAUCACUUUUUAAAGGAAUUGUUUUUCAACAUCUAAGCUCAAGAAAAGUUAGUGAAAGUGAGUACUUUUUUAACAAAAUAAAUAAAGGGUUGGAACAGGAAGAUCCGUGUUUAACCAUUAUUACCCCGUACAGCUGUGUGCGCAAUGUAUCUCAUUCCCAAAGUUAUGUACACACUAACGUGUCCCUAGCCUUGAGCCAUGUGCAGGCUGUAGCUCGUCCAUACAGCUAAGUGCAUGCUCCAACUCACCCCUAGAGCUGAGUGCAUACUGUAACUCGUACCUCUUGCUGCGUGCACACUGUAUCCUGUCCCUACAGCUGAAUGCAUGCUGUUAAUUAAUUCCCAAAGUUAUGUACACAUUGCAAAUUGUCCCUACAACUGAGUGCAGGCUGUAACUUACCCCUCCGGCUGUGUGCAUGUUGUAUCUUGUCCCUACAGCUUUGUUCACAUUGUAACUUGUUGCUAUGUUACGACGGCACCCUUUCUUGCACCAACACCUUUCUCCAAAACAUUUUCAUUCAUCUGUGACAUAAGGGCCUAUUGCUUAUUAAGCAAAAAUGGCUUGAACCUUCAGGUUAUUCAUCUGGUUUGCACAGUUUUAUUAUUAAAAAUGAAAAUGGAAAUACUGAGCAGCAGGAGGGGUGAGAAAUGGAGUCAAUGGUACAGGUUAGUGACUUCAAAAUCUGUUCAUCUGAUGAAAGAGUGUUGGUGUGAAAUUGCUCUCUAUUUGUCUAACCUUCAGAACGCUGCCAGUGUUUUUUGACUUUACUCCAAAAGUUGUCAUUUGUUUUACUUAAAAUAGCUCAAUUUUAUUAUUUAAUGCCGAAACAUAAAUUGCACACUUGGAUAAUGCCCUCGGAUAAUCUUUGAUCAAAUAGCAAAUUGUGUUGUUUUAUUAUAAACCAAAAGCCUUACACGAGCAGUAUAACUGCGCAUCCCACUGCUUUCCUGCCUUGGGAAAUACUUGAUAAUUGUGUUACUGAAUUAUCAAGUCAAGAAAGUCUGCCUUUGGUCAACUGACUGCUGGGGUCUGUGGACUUGUCUCUCUCCUCCAUUUUGCAUUGUCUCUGUGGGAUUGGGAUCAUUUUAAGAUGUAUAGAUUCUCUGCUUUAUCUGUAUUGUUUAAUUUGUAAAACAAGGAAGUGAUCCCAAUUGCCUGGUUUUACUUAUUUCAAAAGCUGUAGUUAACAUACCAAGUGACCUUGGUUAGUCUAACUUACAGGAUGGAAUUGUUUGGGUUCUCUGUAAUAUGUGUAUAAAUUGAUGUAAAAAAUGAAAUUUGUUAACAUUUUGUGCAUUGUGAUUAUUGUCGGUUUAAAGCUUUCCUGAAAUUCCAAACAGACAGAAUCUGUAUCAGCAUUCAUAAAAUAUUUCCUUCGAAGAUGUUGCUUUGGUUGUUCCCACAUAGCAUUCUUGAUCUGGAAAACUAACCACGUUAAAACUCUGAAUUUAGUAAUAAAAACAUGCUGAAUUAGCAGCUCCAGA
This is a messenger RNA of Amblyraja radiata (thorny skate), 7931 nucleotides long. RefSeq names its product DNA-binding protein RFX2. The transcript is spliced from 18 exons. The record is from RefSeq and is a predicted model, not a curated record. Gene Ontology annotation, cellular component: nucleus. Gene Ontology annotation, biological process: regulation of transcription by RNA polymerase II. NCBI's taxonomy places the organism in Eukaryota, Metazoa, Chordata, Chondrichthyes, Rajiformes, Rajidae. Gene Ontology annotation, molecular function: RNA polymerase II cis-regulatory region sequence-specific DNA binding; DNA-binding transcription factor activity, RNA polymerase II-specific. The coding region runs from base 134 to 2428 and encodes 764 amino acids.